AUGGACCCCAGUGUGGCCUCUCCACACGGCUCCACAUCACAGGAGAAAGACACAGAGUGGUUUUCUUCUGAAGAAGACAGCAGUCUCUACUUCACAUACAGCGGAGGGUGCAACGAGCUGGAGGUCAACAACCUACAAUAUGAGGUGGACACAGCUGCACAGAUCCCUUGGUAUGAAAGGCUGUCAGAGUUUAAAUUGCCUUGGGAGAUCAAAGGAAACAAACAGAUUGCCAUCAAUAAACUCAACCUUCGAGUGCGCAGUGGACAAAUGCUGGCUAUCAUCGGCAGCUCAGGUUGUGGUAAGACCUCUCUGUUAGACAUAUUAACCUGUCGCGAUGAGGGAGGAGUCAUGACUUCAGGCCACGUUCUCAUCAACGGCAAACCCAACACGCCCCGGGUCGUGAGGAAGACCAUCGCUCACGUUCGCCAAGACGACCGGCUCCUGCCACAUCUCACCGUGAGAGAGACUUUGGUCUUUGUGGCCAAACUGAGGCUGCCAACCUACUUCAGCAAGGCCCAGAGGGACAAGAGGGUCGAUGAUGUCAUUGCGGAGCUGAGGCUUCGCCAGUGCGCCAACACCAGAGUGGGCAACGACUAUGUGAGGGGCGUCUCAGGGGGAGAGAGGAGGAGAGUGAGCAUCGCUGUGCAGCUCCUGUGGAAUCCAGGCAUUCUGAUCCUGGACGAGCCCACUUCAGGGUUGGACAGCUUCACGGCUCACAACCUGGUGAUCACUCUGUCGCGGCUGGCCCGAGGAAACCGCCUGGUCCUGCUGUCCGUGCACCAGCCUCGCUCCGACAUCUUCCAGCUCUUUGACCUGGUGGUGCUGCUGUCCUCUGGCUCUGCGGCCUACUGUGGCGCGGCACGGGACAUGGUGGCCUACUUCACAUCCCUGGGAUACCCCUGCCCUCGCUACUGCAACCCCUCCGACUUUUACGUGGAUCUCAUCAGCAUAGACAGACGCAGCACGGAGCUUGAGGCUGAGUGUUUGCAGAGGGCCCGGGUUUUAUCAGAACAUUUCAAAGAGAAGGUGAAAGACACAGACGACCACAUGUGGAAACCCGACAGAGCCAACCAAUCCUCCCAAGGAAACGACCUCACAGAGCUUAGUAUUGUCGAAGGAGAGGAGUCGAUCACAAUUACAAAUCAAGGAAGUGAAGUACCAGGCAGAUUGCAUCAGUUCACUGUACUCAUCAGGCGUCACAUGUUCAACGACUACAGAGACCUGGUCACGAUCCUGGUCCAUGGCUUUGAGGCCCUUCUGAUGUCUCUGCUCGUCGGGUUCCUUUACUACGGGGCUGGACCUGAGCCUCUGUCCAUUCAAGACACAGUGGCACUUCUCUACAUGAUCGGAGCCCUCACACCUUUCGCUGUGGUGCUGGACGUCAUAGCCAAAUGUCACACAGAAAGAGCAAUGCUCUACCAUGAGCUGGAGGAUGGCAUGUAUGCAGUCUCAUCCUACUUCUUUGCUAAGGUCUUGGGAGAGUUGCCCGAACAUUGUGUCUUCACCCUGGUUUAUGGUUUGCCCAUUUAUUGGCUUGCUGGUCUGAACACUGAUCCAUUUCGCUUUCUGUUGAACUUCCUGCUGGUGUGGCUCAUGGUUUACUGCAGCCGGGCCAUGGCUCUGUUUGUGGCUGCAGCUCUGCCCACGCUGCAGACCUCCGCUUUCAUGGGAAACUCACUGUUCACCAUCUUCUACCUGACAGGGGGCUUUGUCAUCAGCAUGCAAAAUAUGUGGCUUGUGGCCUCAUGGCUCUCGUACGCCUCCUUCAUGCGCUGGGGCUUUGAGGGAAUGCUGCAGGUGCAGUUCAAAGGGGUCAUGUAUGAAGUCACUGUGGGGAAUUUCACCAUUCCAGUCGACGGCAUAAAAAUGGUGGAGAUAAUGGGCAUGAACAGCUACCCGCUGUACUCCUGUUUCCUGGUGCUGCUGGCCGUCUGUCUGGGAUUCAUGGUUCUCUACUUCAUCUGCCUAAAAUAUAUCAAGCAGAAGUCCAGCCAGGACUGGUGA
Knipowitschia caucasica is the source of this 2004-nucleotide messenger RNA. The record is from the annotation of a GenBank genome assembly. NCBI's taxonomy places the organism in Eukaryota, Metazoa, Chordata, Actinopteri, Gobiiformes, Gobiidae.